Messenger RNA from Anopheles merus, 2657 nucleotides. RefSeq names its product acid sphingomyelinase-like phosphodiesterase 3a. NCBI's taxonomy places the organism in Eukaryota, Metazoa, Arthropoda, Insecta, Diptera, Culicidae. The transcript has 10 exons. Bases 422 to 2458 code for a protein of 678 amino acids. The record is from RefSeq and is a predicted model, not a curated record.
GAUCAGUUUUCUGCGAUGCCGUGCGGUGAUCGGACGUGUCCCGUGGACGUGCGUGUUUCGCUUUUCCGCUAAGCGGCUGUGUACCGUGUGUGAAUAAUGUGUGUUUAGGUGUGUGUGUGUGUGCGUGUUUGAAGGUGAAAUCUGCAGUGUAAACUGGCUACCAGACGGUGCGACAAAUAAAACAGAUAUCCAAACGGUUGGAAAAAAACAAACACUAAACCAACAAUCAGUGAAGUGAAAAAGCUCCCGCAGAUAUAAACUUGCUUGCCAAGUGAACCGCGAGUGUGCGUUGAGGAAGUGUUGUGCGUGCGUUCUCCCUGCUAGCCUGCAGUGGAUUUUGGUUUUCUCCGCCGGAAUUGCUUUCCGGAGUUGCAUCGAAUGCGGCCAGCGGAUUGCUCUGCUCCGUUUCCAUGUUGAUUACAUGAAACAUAAUGGAUAUCCUGGGACACUUACAAUGGACCUCAAUAGGCUAUUGAAGGUCUUCCCGGGCAUAGCGUUAACAUGGGUUUGCUUCCUGGUAGCAACGUGCUGUGUUAAGCUGACCGAGGCGAGGAUAGGCUACUUCUGGCACAUAACGGAUUUACAUCUGGAUACGUACUACACUACCAAGGGCGAUAUCUUUCGCAGUUGCUGGCUUAACGAACAUCACUCGAACACGGCCAGUGCCAAGCGCCCGGGCCCGUACGGAGAUUACAUGUGCGACAGCCCAUGGAGCCUGCUGGAAUCCGCCACGCAAGCCAUGAAGUCCAAGCAAGGUGAUAACGUCGAGUUCGUCCUGUGGACUGGUGAUGGACUUUCUCAUUCUGCCAAGCGAAUGCACGAAACCAAGCGAUUGGACGUGCUGCGUAACAUUACGGAGCUGAUGAGCCGAACGUUUCCGUCACAGUUUGUGUUUCCGGUGCUCGGCCACGAGGACGGUAGUGCCAACUUCGAACAGCUCGGCGACCUCUGGCGCCACUGGUUGCCGCUCGAGGCGGUGCAAACGUUCGAAAAAGGUGGCUACUAUACGAUCGAGCAGACAAAGAGCCGGCUGAGAAUAAUAGCUUUAAACACGAACUACAUGCGACACGACGCCAAGUACUCGCAGUCGCACUCGUCCGCGGUGAAGCAGCGGCCGGACGGGUCCUACCACUACCCAGCGGGCGGCCACUACGGGGACCACCACAUGGGCAAACACUACCACAGCCGGGAGGGCAGCUCCUCCGGCUAUCUGUACAGCGACCGGCGGAACGGAUAUAGUAGCAGUAGUAACCUAGCGGACAGUGGCAUCGGUGGCCACGCCAGUGCAUUAUCGGGAUCAAGCAGCCACGAGUCGGAGAAGCAGUGGGAGUGGCUGGAGGAGGUUCUAGCAAAGUCGAGUAGAAAUAAGGAAACUGUAUAUAUCGUAGGACACAUACCACCAGGCUCGGACGAGCGCCACAUUGGCCACACGGUACCGUUCGGGCAUUCCAGCUUCACCGAGAAGAACAACGUGCGCUAUCUGCGGCUGGUGAAGCGAUACUCAUCGAUCAUCCAGGGACAGUUCUUCGGCCAUCUACAUUCGGAUUCGUUCCGAGUGGUUUACAAUGAAGUUGGAAAACCUGUCUCCUGGAUGAUGAUUGCGCCAUCGAUAAGCCCCCGGAGAAGCAGCGAAUCUAACAAUCCCGCCAUGCGGCUGUACAAAUUCGACACCGAUACAGGGCAGGUCUUAGACUACACGCAGUACUAUCUAGAUUUAGAGCAAGCGAACAAGCUGGAGGAAGCCGUCUGGCAGCCUGAGUACAACCUUACCACCUACUACUACGGGCUCAGCGAGGUGUCCUCGCUGGCCCUGCACAAUCUGGCCGAUCGCUUCAACAACGCGGACGACGCGCAGUUCAUGAAGUACUACAGGGCGAACUCCGUGCGCCACGCGACCAGCACCUGCGAGGGAGUCUGCCUGCUCAACCACUACUGUGCCAUUACCCGGCUGGACUAUCGCGAGUUUCGCAGCUGCCUGGAGACGGCGGCCAAAGCGCUGGCCUCGAAAAAUGCCAGCCCCACGGGACUGCUCGGUCCGAGCUUUGCCCUCAGCCGGCUGCUCAUCGCCACCGUGCCAGCCGCUCUGCUGCUGUGUCUGUUCGCUUCCAGCAGCAGCAGCAGCAGCAGCAGCAGCUCGCUGGAAGUGGUCCGGAUUGCUUUCGCAGGCCCGUGCAUUGGUUUGCUCCGCUCGGUCGCUUGUAUUGUUUCGUGCUGGCGCUUCGCUGGGCGCUGCUGGAUGAUGGCGCAUGGUCACGUCACGCUGCUGCUGGCCUGCAUCGGGGCCAUCCGUGACGCUGCGUUCGUACCGCUAGUAAGUGCAUUCUGCUGUACUUUUCUCUGUUUGUCUCAACGUGGGCCGGCAAGGGUGGGGUCCGCUGGGACGGUGCGCCAACUGAGAGCUUCUACGGUGAAUGGGAUGAAUGAGAAAGACACGUGCAUAGCGUUCAGUUUGAAGUAGACAAUUUUUCGUAACGGCGUCUGUUAACAUGUUCGUUGAAUGAAUUAUUUGGGAAAUAAGAAAGUAUUUCAUUUUGGUAGUAGGCUCAUUAUCCUCUGUUUGACAUUCAAUAUAACGACUCUGAAGCUUUUUUUUUAAACCCCAAAUAAAAUUUCCUUAUCAUCAUUCUUCUUCUUCUUCUUUGGCUCAACAACCGAUG